Equus quagga is the source of this 4761-nucleotide messenger RNA. RefSeq names its product SH3GL interacting endocytic adaptor 1 (gene SGIP1). Gene Ontology annotation, biological process: clathrin coat assembly; clathrin-dependent endocytosis. Gene Ontology annotation, cellular component: cytoplasm; plasma membrane; clathrin-coated vesicle. The record is from RefSeq and is a predicted model, not a curated record. The coding region runs from base 418 to 2811 and encodes 797 amino acids. Lineage: Eukaryota; Metazoa; Chordata; Mammalia; Perissodactyla; Equidae. The transcript is spliced from 23 exons.
AGAGAGAGACUCACAGAUGUGUGCGGAGGCCAGGGACGCUGACAUUUGGAAUUCCUUCAGGGCAAAAGGAGAUGGGAAUGGGAGCUUAAAAGUGUGCCGCUUAGACUUCAGGCUGCAAGGAAUUAUUAAGAAGUUUUUCUAGAAAAAAAAAAAAAUCCCCUGCACAGCGAGCCGCCUAGGUGCUCCUUUCACGCAGUCCCCUGUGAAGGUGGCAGCGUCUGAUAAUUAAUCUCGGGUACCCAGCCGCUGCAAUAGGCUUAAGAAGAUGAAGAGGAGGGGCGGGGGAAGUGCGUCACCAGCAGUGGACAGAGCAGAUCUCUCGGCAGCAGCGUUGUGAGGACUUAGCUGGGACCUGAAAUUGCAUCCUCCUGUGUUUUUUCAGACUCCUUGGAAAUUAAGGAAUGCAAUUCUGCCACCAUGAUGGAAGGAUUGAAAAAACGUACAAGGAAGGCCUUUGGAAUACGGAAGAAAGAAAAGGACACUGAUUCCACAGGUUCACCAGACAGAGAUGGAAUUCAGCCCAGCCCACAUGAACCACCCUACAGUAACAAGGCAGAGUGUGCUCGUGAAGGAGGAAAAAAAGUUUCGAAGAAAAGCAAUGGGGCACCAAAUGGAUUUUAUGCGGAAAUUGAUUGGGAAAGAUAUAACUCGCCUGAGCUGGAUGAAGAAGGCUACAGCAUCAGACCUGAGGAACCCGGCUCUACCAAAGGAAAGCACUUUUAUUCUUCGAGCGAGUCGGAAGAAGAAGAAGAAUCACACAAGAAAUUUAAUAUCAAGAUUAAGCCACUGCAGUCUAAAGACAUUCUGAAGCACGCUGCCACUGUGGAUGAACUGAAGGCGUCGAUAGGCAACAUCGCCCUUUCCCCAUCACCAGUGGGUGCAAUUAAAAGGAACUUAUCCAGUGAAGAAGUAGCGAGACCCAGACGUUCCACACCGACUCCAGAACUUAUAAGCAAAAAGCCUCCAGAUGACACUGUGGCCCUCGCUCCCCUGUUUGGCCCACCAUUAGAAUCAGCUUUUGAUGAACAGAAGACGGAAGUUAUUUUAGAUCAGCCUGAGAUAUGGGGUUCAGGCCAGCCAAUUAAUCCAAGCGUCGAGUCGCCAAAGUUAACAAGACCUUUUCCCACUGGAACACCUCCACCACUGCCUCCAAAAAAUGUACCAGCCACCCCACCCCGAACAGGCUCCCCCUUAACAGUUGGACCAGGAAGUGACCAGUCAGCCACAGAGGUCAAAAUUGAAAAGCUACCGUCAAUCAAUGACUUGGACAGCAUUUUUGGUCCAGUGUUGUCUCCCAAGUCUGUUGCUGUUAAUGCCGAAGAAAAGUGGGUCCAUUUUUCUGAUACGUCCCCGGAACAUGUUACUCCAGAGUUGAGUCCAAGAGAAAAGGUGGUGUCCCCACCAGCUGCAUCAGACAACCCAGCUGACUCCCCAGCUCCGGGCUCCCCAGGCCCCCCGGGCCCCCCAGGGCCUCCUGGGCCUCCUCGCAGUGUACCAUCACCGCUCAAUUUAGAAGAAGUCCAGAAGAAAGUCACUGAGCAGACCUUCAUUAAAGAUGAUUACUUAGAAACAAUCUCAUCUCCUAAAGAUUUUGGGUUGGGACAGAGAGCAACUCCACCUCCCCCACCACCACCCACCUACAGGACUGUGGUUUCGUCCCCCGGACCUGGCUCGGGCAGUGGUACGGGGACCGCCAGCGGUGCAUCAUCCCCCGCCCGGCCAGCCACUCCGUUGGUUCCUUGCAGCAGCACCACCCCUCCUCCGCCUCCUCCCCGGCCUCCCUCGCGGCCGAAGCUGCCCCCGGGGAAGCCUGGAGUCGGAGACGUGCCCAGACCGUUCAGCCCUCCCAGACAUUCUUCCAGCCCUCCUCCGAUAGCACCCCUAGCCCGGGCCGAAAGCACGUCUUCAAUAUCAUCCACCAAUUCCUUGAGCGCAGCCACCACUCCCACAGUUGGUUCUUCCAGAGGACCCAGCCCCCUUACCAUGGGCGCCCAGGACACCCUGCCCGUUGCAGCAGCAUUUACAGAAACGGUCAACGCCUACUUCAAGGGAGCAGAUCCAAGCAAAUGUAUUGUGAAGAUUACCGGAGAAAUGGUGUUGUCCUUUCCUGCCGGCAUCACCAGACACUUUGCCAACAACCCAUCGCCAGCGGCUCUGACUUUCCGGGUGAUAAAUUUCAGCAGGUUAGAACACGUCCUGCCAAAUCCCCAACUUCUCUGCUGCGAUAAUACCCAAAAUGAUGCCAAUACCAAGGAAUUCUGGGUAAACAUGCCAAAUUUGAUGACUCACCUAAAGAAAGUGUCGGAACAGAAACCCCAGGCUACAUAUUAUAAUGUGGACAUGCUCAAGUAUCAGGUGUCUGCCCAGGGCAUUCAGUCCACGCCUCUGAACCUGGCGGUGAACUGGCGCUGUGAGCCGUCAAGCACUGACCUGCGCAUAGAUUACAAAUACAACACAGAUGCCAUGACCACCGCCGUGGCCCUCAACAACGUGCAGUUCCUGGUCCCCAUCGAUGGAGGCGUCACCAAGCUGCAGGCCGUGCUCCCCCCAGCAGUCUGGAAUGCUGAACAACAAAGAAUAUUGUGGAAGAUUCCCGAUAUUUCCCAAAAGUCAGAAAAUGGAGGGGUGGGUUCCUUAUUGGCAAGAUUUCAGUUGUCUGAAGGCCCAAGCAAAGCUUCCCCAUUGGUUGUGCAGUUCACAAGUGAAGGAAGCACGCUUUCUGGCUGCGACAUUGAACUUGUUGGAGCAGGAUAUCGAUUUUCACUCAUCAAGAAAAGGUUUGCUGCAGGAAAAUACUUGGCAGAUAACUGAUAAAACCUUAUGCAAGGAUUGGAGGAUUCGUAUAAUGGAGAACUGUUGUAUGAGAAACAGGUUUUCAUUUUGGCUUGAUGAAAACAAACCAAAAUCUGCACUUGGGGUAUAUCUGCUGGAAACAUCGGUGACUUUCGGCAAUGAUUUCCCUCACACGAUACCUUGAUGACCAGUCCUACAGUAUUUACUUCUAGGUGUAAUAUUGUUAAUGGUUUUAAAAUGUAAUUAUUGUAUUUGUAAAUUGUACUCAUUUCAGUAAGGCAUUUAGACACUCGAGUUUUAGCAUUUUACCAUUCCUGAAAUGGAUGUAAUUUAAACUGUGGUAUGUAAAUUUAACAGUAGCAUUGUUGAAAGGCACAAUGCUUACAGAGGUAGAUUGCAUUUUGUCAAUGUAUAAAAUUUAAAUAUAAUAUGGAUAGCUGUCCUAAAGGGGGUGCCACAUACAAAGAAAAUUAAGUGGAACCAGAAAGAAAAAGACUUCCUUUUCUUCAGUCCUUAGUAAGUUUUACUCUACUGCUAAAUAAAAAUUCUAUCUUCAGAUGUUUAGUGGGUUAAAUUCAGAAACUAUUUCAGAAAAAAAAAAUUCUAAGGUUACAGCAUAUUCAAAGAAAAGCAUUAAUUAUCACUUUUUAAAAAGCUUUUUUUUCAAACUGCAAAUUUCAUAAAAAUGCAAACUGUGUAAACAAGGCCUCUUAUUUUUAUAACUUGUGUAAAAAGGGAAAGCAAUUCAUAUUUAAAGUUUAAGUAUAUGAAAUUAUAAUCAAGAGUAAGGAAGAUAUUGAAGUCUUAAUUACUUCCUCCUCUCUCUACAGUUUGGCAAUUGUGGAGAUUGCUGAAUAAUUAGUCAGAUUGAAACCAAAAUUCUGAUUUUACAGUAAAUUUCAAGACUUUCCGUAGUUGAACAGGUUAACAACUUUUGCACAAUUACUCUAAACAGAGAGUCUCUCCCAUCUAGCAUGGAGAAUGGUACCACAUAUCUUCUUUACCCAUAGAAAUCAAAACAUUGAGACUGAACACCUCAGAAAAAAACCUUUUAGUCCCCUGUUUAAAUCCAGAAGGAGGAUUUUAAUCGUCAUCAUUUACGUCAUUUGGGAAGGAAAAAAUAAGCUUUAUAAAUCAAAUUCUAUCCACAUUAUUGUGCAAUAAAUUUCCUUUUAGAUAUGAUUCAUCGUAUGUAACUAUAAAUCUUUGCCAUUCUUGGGGAAUCCAAAAAAGAGUCAUCAGAAAUUUAUGUCGUGAUUUCAUUGUCACAAGGUAUAAUAAAAACUGUAAUUACUCAGUCUGGCCUUAUAAUAUGGGAAUUCAGAAUGGAGAAGCCCAUUUCUUCAGGGGUCCCAGUUGGAAAACCUUCCUCUGUUAUGAUCUGAAAACAGGAAUCUUCUUUUAAGUUAUAGAAUUUAUUUUAAACAUAAACCAAUUACUGUUGCAGGUUAUACUAUUAAAUAACUGUAAUUAUUAGGUUGUUUCGUUUAUCAUUAGUUGCUAAAUUUUAUUUUACACUCACUCAUAUUUGACAAAGAAUCUGUAGCCCCUUUAAAUUUUAGAAUCAAAUUAAAUUCUAUAGGUCUUACUUUUAAAAUGAGAUUGUGAUUGGCAGUUGUUUAUAGUGGCACUUUAAAAUUAAUAUUUGUACUGCUCAAUCAGUGCUUGCAACCAAGAGAAGGUUCAAAAUGAUCUGUUUGACCUUAGAAGAAUUCUUACUAUUCAAACUCACUUGGCUCCCCAAGCAGUCUGGUGUUGAAGUACUUUGAACAAAUAAUUAAUAUACUCAUUUUAAGUAAAGAUAUUCAAUUUGAUUUUGAAACCAAAAUAGAAAAUGCAAACUUUUAAAUCCCAUGAAACACAGGGAAAUUUAUUUCAAACACUGAAACCAGUGGAGAGGAAGCAGCAGAAAAUUGAGAAUUGUCCAUCAUAUGAAAAUAAAUUGUGUUUUUAAGUAAACAAUUCGUG